Molecule: messenger RNA, 705 nt
Organism: Lactuca sativa (garden lettuce)
Lineage: Eukaryota; Viridiplantae; Streptophyta; Magnoliopsida; Asterales; Asteraceae
Source: RefSeq, a predicted model, not a curated record
AUGUCAGCAUAUUGCAUCAUUAGUGAAGAUGAGCGUCGUGGAAAAAACCAAAAGAAAACAUCAACAUGGGCACAAGUGAAGGAGCUAUGUGAUGCAAAUCAAGCAGAAAACCCAGAAAAGCUUGGUAAUAGGAACAUAGCUCAAAUGAAAGGUUGUUAUAAACAACUUAAUGAAAGUGAUGGAAAAUGGGUUGGUGUUUAUCGAGAAGCAUAUAGAAAAAGAAGAAGUGGAAUGAGUAUGAAAGAUGCUGAGAAUGAAGCUCAUAAGUUAUAUGAGACAAUUGGAAGCAAGUUCAAUGACAUGAUUGUGUUUAAUGAGUGGAUGAUGAAGAAAGUGGUGGUAGCACAAAAAAGAUUAAGGUCUACUGAAGAAGGAGAUUAUUGUGUCCAAUCCAACACAGAAGGGGCAAGUAUUGGCGGUUCAACAAUUAAACGUCCAACAGGUAGAGAUGCAGCUAAAAGAAAAGAAAAAGGUAAGUCGUCUAAUGAAAUUGUUGCAGAACUUCGUGCGGUGAGACUUAGUAGAGAUAGUGAAGUAGAAGUAAUGAAAAAAAGACUUGACUUGGAUCAACAAAGGGAGCAAAAACCGGAUGAAAGGGAGCUAAUAAAGAUGCAGAAGUUGUCAUUAUCAUCUUUAUUGAAUGCAGGCUUGUCAUUAUCAUCUUUCAGAGACACCACUCCUUUUCUUUAUAAUCUUAUCAUCUAG